AUGUCUGCACCAGCUCCCAAAAUCCGGCGCAUUGGCGCCCUCGAUCCCUCAGAAGCGAAAUGGACGGAGCUCCGCAAAAUCGAAUGGACAGACCAAGACGGCAAGGAUCGAGUCUGGGAGGCGGCCGCAAGAAAGACGAGAGGCAAAGGCGGCGUCGACGCAGUAGCAAUUGCACCAAUCCUUCGCCAUCCGUCACGACCACCACAGACAAUGGUUAUUCUCCAGUACCGACCACCAGUCGAGGCAUUCUGUGUCGAAUUCCCUGCAGGCCUGAUUGACGAGGGCGAGACGCCUGAACAGGCUGCUGUUCGCGAGCUGAAAGAGGAGACGGGUUAUGAGGGCAAGGUCUGUGAUCUCAGUCCUGUGCUUCCAAACCAGCCGGCUUUGACGAAUGCUAAUAUCCAGAUUGCUACCAUCGAGGUCCAGCUGAAGGAGGGCGACAAGGAGCCGGAGCAGCAUUUGGACGAGGGCGAGCACAUCGAGCGCAUCAUUGUGCCUCUUGACGAGCUGUACGACAAGUUGCAAGGUAUGUUGCGAAUGCCAUAUAUGGCUAAAUUGAAGCUCUUCCAUUGGGCUGCAGGACUGCAUUGGGCCCGUCGACUUGGUGUCAAGGGCUGA
Molecule: messenger RNA, 618 nt
Organism: Pseudocercospora fijiensis CIRAD86
Lineage: Eukaryota; Fungi; Ascomycota; Dothideomycetes; Mycosphaerellales; Mycosphaerellaceae
Exons: 3
Coding region: 1-618 (205 amino acids)
Biological process (GO): nucleoside phosphate metabolic process; ribose phosphate metabolic process
Cellular component (GO): nucleus
Molecular function (GO): ADP-ribose diphosphatase activity
Source: RefSeq, a predicted model, not a curated record